Rhododendron vialii is the source of this 2650-nucleotide messenger RNA. RefSeq names its product transketolase, chloroplastic-like. The record is from RefSeq and is a predicted model, not a curated record. Gene Ontology annotation, cellular component: cytosol. Gene Ontology annotation, biological process: pentose-phosphate shunt. The coding region runs from base 159 to 2384 and encodes 741 amino acids. Gene Ontology annotation, molecular function: transketolase activity. The transcript is spliced from 7 exons. Lineage: Eukaryota; Viridiplantae; Streptophyta; Magnoliopsida; Ericales; Ericaceae.
CACACACACACACACACACUCUCUCUCUCUCUCAGUAUAAGCAACCUCACACUCAUUAUUUACAAGAAGUUGGUAGUAGGUAGAGACUAUAUAUAUAAUCUUUAUAUAGUCAGAUAAAAGACUCGUUCCUCUGCUUCUCUCUCUCUCUCUCUCUACCCAUGGCUACUUCCACCUCCUCUCUCUCCCUCUCCCAAUCCUUCCUCUCUCGCUCUUCACCCAACCCCAUCUCAACCCACCAACAAUCCAAUCGCCUCGCCCUGUCCGGAUCCAAACCCGGCUCCAUCUCCCUCUCUUCCACCGUCGUCGCGGGACGGAAGGGACUGGGAUCGCGAGCCGCCACGGUCAGGGCGGCGGCGGUGGAGGCGGCGGAGAAGACCGAUGACGCCGCGGCCGCAUUGGUCGAUAAGUCGGUCAACACGAUCCGGUUCCUGUCGGUGGACGCGGUGGAGAAGGCGACCAGCGGCCACCCGGGUCUGCCCAUGGGUUGUGCCCCGGUGGGACACGUGUUGUACGAUGAGGUGAUGAGGUACAACCCCAAGAACCCUUACUGGUUCAAUCGGGAUCGGUUUGUGCUGUCUGCUGGACACGGGUGUAUGUUGCAGUAUGCUCUUUUACAUCUUGCUGGUUAUGACAGUGUUAAGGAGGAAGACUUGAAAUCUUUCCGUCAAUGGGGGAGCAAAACACCUGGUCACCCUGAGAACUUUGAGACCCCAGGUGUUGAAGUCACAACUGGACCUCUUGGUCAGGGUAUAGCUAAUGCUGUUGGUCUUGCCAUGGCGGAGAAGCAUUUGGCUGCUCGAUUUAACAAACCUGACAAUGAGAUUGUCGAUCACUAUACGUAUGCAAUACUCGGCGAUGGUUGUCAAAUGGAAGGAAUUGCAAAUGAAGCUUGUUCCCUUGCUGGACACUGGGGACUUGGCAAGCUGAUUGCCUUCUAUGAUGAUAACCACAUUUCCAUCGAUGGCAACACAGAAAUCGCAUUUACUGAGACGGUAGAGAUGCGCUUUGAGGGUCUUGGAUGGCAUGUUAUAUGGGUAAAGAACGGAAAUACUGGAUACAAUGACAUCCGUGCCGCCAUUAAAGAAGCAAAGGCUGUCAAAGACAAACCCACUUUAAUCAAGAUUACAACCACCAUUGGCUAUGGGUCACCAAACAAGGCAAACUCGUACAGUGCACACGGAAGUGCCUUGGGUGCUAAAGAGGUUGAUGCCACGAGGAAGAACCUUGGGUGGCCUUAUGAGCCAUUCCAUGUGCCAGAGGAUGUUAAGAAGCACUGGAGUCGCCAUGUUCCUGAUGGCGCUGCUCUUGAAGCUGAAUGGAAUGCCAAGUUUGCAGAGUAUGAAAAGAAAUACAAACAAGAAGCGGCAGAAUUGAAAUCUCUCAUCAACGGCAAAUUCCCUGUUGGCUGGGAGAAGGCACUUCCGACUUACACCCCAGAGAGCCCAGCAGACGCCACCCGGAAUCUGUCUCAGCAAUGCCUUAAUGCCUUAGCAAAAGUCCUUCCUGGACUUCUAGGCGGAAGUGCCGAUCUCGCUUCGUCGAACAUGACACUACUGAAAAUGUUUGGCAACUUCCAAAAAGAAACCCCGGAGGAACGUAAUGUUCGAUUCGGAGUUAGGGAGCACGGCAUGGGUGCCAUUUGCAACGGCAUCGCUCUCCACUCCCCUGGCCUAAUCCCCUACUGCGCAACUUUCUUUGUCUUCACAGACUACAUGAGAGGGGCCAUGAGGCUCUCUGCCUUAAGCGAAGCCAGAGUUAUCUACGUGAUGACUCACGAUUCAAUCGGAUUGGGAGAAGAUGGGCCAACGCACCAACCCAUCGAGCACUUGUCUAGCUUCCGGGCGAUGCCAAAUAUUCUAAUGCUCCGGCCAGCCGAUGGCAAUGAGACCGCUGGUGCAUACAAAGUUGCUGUGAUGAACAGAAAGAGACCCUCAGUUCUUGCUUUAUCCCGCCAGAAGCUACCUAACCUUCCUGCAACAUCAAUUGCCGGAGUAGAGAAGGGUGGGUAUGUAAUUUCUGACAAUUCUGUGGGUAAUAAACCGGAUGUUAUCUUGAUCGGUACUGGUUCGGAGUUAGAAAUUGCUGCGAAAGCUGGGGAUGAGCUUAGAAAGGGUGGAAAGACUGUUCGUGUCGUGUCGUUGGUGAGCUGGGAGUUGUUUGAUGAGCAAUCGGAUGAGUACAAGGACAGUGUUUUACCGGCUAGUGUUUCUGCUAGGGUUAGUAUUGAAGCAGGAUCAACUUUUGGGUGGGAGAAGAUGGUGGGAAGCAAAGGAAAGGCUAUUGGGAUUGACCAUUUUGGAGCCAGUGCCCCGGCGGAUAAGAUAUACAAGGAGUUAGGACUUACGGUGGAGGCUGUAGUUGAGGCGGCCAAAGCUCUAUGUUAGCUAGGUUUGUUAAAUGGUGACAAUUUUUUGCACCUUCUUUUGAAUGGAAAUUUGGGUGUUGAUAUGGCUUUCUAAAUCGUAGACGGCGGCUUUGCGUAGGACAAGUUAGGGAAGCCUAAAUCCUUAAAACUUGAAAAUCCUCUUGGAUGAAUAAGAGUGAAACUACAAUUAGCAAGAGGGAGAUGUUUUUUUCCCCGUCUGAUCUGAUAUAUUCCUCAAUGGAUUUUGUAAUGUUUUGAAAGACUCAUCCUGAGAAGUUUUCAGUA